AAACCAUCUAAAUAAAACAUAGAACACUUGUUAUUAUUCCCUUCACCUUUAAGAUCAAUAACAUAUUAACAUAUAUAUUAUGGCUGAACACCACCACCACCACCACCUCUUCCACCACCACAAGGAGGAUGAACAGCUAGUGGAUGCCGCCGGAGCCGGAUAUGAUUACAGAAAGGAAGAAAAGCACCACAAGCACCUUGAACAACUUGGUGAAAUGGGAGCUAUAGCUGCUGGUGCUUAUGCUUUGCAUGAGAAGCAUAAGGCAAAGAAAGAUCCGGAGCAUGCCCACAAACACAAGAUAGAGGAGGAGAUAGCGGCGGCAGCUGCCGUGGGUGCGGGAGGAUUUGCCUUUCAUGAGCACCAUGAGAAGAAAGAGGCAAAGAAAGAGUAUGAGGAGACUCAUGGAAAGAAGCAUCAUCAUCUCUUUGGUUAAAGAAAAUAAUAAGAGAAGAAGAAGUGAUGAGAGAUCAAA
This is a messenger RNA of Arachis ipaensis, 472 nucleotides long. RefSeq names its product abscisic stress-ripening protein 3-like. Lineage: Eukaryota; Viridiplantae; Streptophyta; Magnoliopsida; Fabales; Fabaceae. The record is from RefSeq and is a predicted model, not a curated record.